AUGGGGGGCCGCGGCGCCCCCCUGUGCACUGCGCAGCCCGGGGUGGCCGAGGGCGGUCGGACUAGGGAGCCGUUGCCGCUGCUGGAGGUACCCCCUCUCAAGAGACUGCCCCCCGGGGGGCCUGACCAGGACCCAUGUGGCGGCCGACCUGCGCCCGAGGGCGCCGGGGCCGGCGCCGAGCAGGGCCACUCAGUCGGUGGAGGCGGUUGGUGCCGCCACUGCCACACGAAGCUCGCCGAGCUCAAGCGACAGGCGUGGAAGCUGGUCAGUGGGCCGGGGACAGCCCUCCGGGACCCACGCCUCUCUGCUCUGCUUCUGGAGACUCUCCCAGGGCCCGGGCCCCUGCUGCCAUGCUGUCCUGAGGCUGAGCGUCACUGUGAUGUCUGUACCACCCAUCUGAACCAGCUGACCCGCGAUGCCCUGCAGCUGCCCCAGGGCCCCGCCCACCAGGAGGAGCCUGACACCCCCCGAGGAGGACCAGCUGGCAUGACCAGCCCUAGGGAUGUGCCGGGUCCGGUGGGCCCGGCUGGGAGGACGGCAGGCCGGGCUGGGCCGGACAGAAGGAAGGCGCCGGCCUGGCCUCCUGGGCCCAGUGUCCAGGUGUCUGUGUCCCCUGCGGGCCCUGGGGGAACACUCAGCACGGUCACCAUCCAGGCCCAGCAAUGCCUAGAAGGCAUGUGGAGCGUGUCUGGGGUGAACAGUUUUCUCCCGCCCACGUGCCUGGCGGAGGCGGCAGUAGCUGCAGUGGCGGUGGCGGAGUCGGUCCGAGACGGCCCCCCGUCCAUGCGUCCCGAUGGCCUGUCCCAGGCAUGGGGCCUUGCUGGGACCUGUACCACAGCCCUGGUCACCCCAGCGCCCACUGUGGUGGGCUCUGCAGGGCCGUCGGCUGCAGCCUCCUUUUUCAUCAGGGCUGCCCAGAAGCUCAGCUUGGCUUCCAAGCGAAAGAAGGCCCCACCACCGCCGCCACCGGCCCCUGCGGCGCGCACUGCCUCUGCCUACCCCACGGACUUCAGCGGCGUCCUGCAGCUGUGGCCGCCCCCCAUACCCCCCUGCUUACUCAGGGUUGCCAAGGCCAAGGACACCCCCUGCAGCACUGGAAAGGUGAGAGUUACGCUGCGCAUCUGGUCCUCGAAGGGCACCCAGCGCUCGGCUGAGUCCAUGUCCUUUCUGAAGGUGGACCCGAGGAAGAAACAGGUGACCCUCUAUGACCCGGCUGCUGGUCCCCCAGGCAGUGCUGGCCCUCGGCGCGCCGCCACUGCCGCAGUGCCCAGGCUGUUUGCCUUUGAUGCCGUCUUUCCCCAGGACUCUGAGCAGGCGGAAGUCUGCUCGGGAACUGUGGCUGAUGUCUUACAAGCUGUGGUCAGUGGGGCCGACGGCUGCAUUUUUUCUUUCGGCCACAGCAGCCUUGGGAAGUCUUACACCAUGAUCGGGAAGGACAGCUCGCCGCAGAGCUUGGGCGUCGUGCCCUGUGCCAUCUCCUGGCUCUUUAGACUCAUCCAUGAACACAAGGAGCGCACGGGCACUCGCUUCUCUGUACGCGUCUCAGCCGUGGAGGUGUGUGGUCGUGACCAGAGCCUUCAUGACCUGCUGGCCGACCUGGCCUCUGGCAGCCUCCAGGAUACUCAGUCCCCAGGCGUGUACCUGAGGGAGGACCCCGUCUGUGGGGCGCAGCUCCAGAACCAGAGUGAGCUUCGGGCGCCAACAGCUGAGAGGGCGGCCUUCUACCUGGACGCGGCCCUAGCUGCUCGCAGCUCCAGCCGGCCCGGCUGCAGCGAGGAUGCCCGGCGCAGCUCCCACCUGCUGUUCACGCUGCAUGUCUACCAGUACUGCAUGCCCAAGUGUGGCCGUGGCGGAAUGUCUGGGGGACGCAGCCGUCUGCAUCUCAUCGACCUGGGCAGCUGUGAGCCACUGGCACCCAGCCGUGGCAUGGAACCUCCUGGGGCACCCCUGUGCCUGUCCCUGUCGGCCCUGGGCAGCGUCAUCCUGGCCCUGGUCAACGGAGCCAAGCAUGUGCCCUACAGGGAGCAAAGACUGACAAUGUUGCUUCGGGAGUCCCUGGCUACCACCAACUGCCACACCACCAUGAUAGUACACAUCUCGGAUGCGCCGGCUCGCCACGCGGAGACGCUCAGCACGGUGCAGCUGGCCGCUCGCAUCCACCGCCUGCGCAGGAAGAAGGCCAAGUAUGCGUCCAGCUCCUCAGGUGGAGAGAGCUCUUGCGAGGAGGGCCGUGUUCGACGACCCCCUGCCCCGCGGCCCUGCCCCCAGCGCACCACGGCCCUGGACUCCGCUCGCCGGACGCCUGGUGACCCCGAGUGCUCAUCUAGCAGUGAUCAGUCAUGUGACACCGUCAUCUAUGUGGGGCCUGGCGGGGCAGCACUGUCGGACCGCGAGCUCACGGACAACGAGGCUCCCCCUGACUUUGUGCCCAUCAUACCUGCGCUGGGUCGACGCCGGCCCUCAGAGGGUCCCCGUGACGCAGACUGUGACCACUUCCGCUGCAGCACCUUCGCCGAGCUGCAGGAACGGCUGGACUUCAUCGACGGCAAUGAGGGGCCCUCGGUGCCCGCAGCCAGCCCUGCCCGUGCAGUCAGGAAGCCCCCCGAAUUGGCCGCGCCCAGGAAGGCCACAGGCACCCUGCUUACAGCCUGUAUGCCUCUCGGCAGCCCCAGUCCAGACCCCCUCGGGAUCACCCCGGAUACCUCGAGGGCAGGCGUCCAGGGAGAGCAGAAAAAGGACAGUGGUCCCUGGCCGGAGCUGUCCAGCCUUGCUUCUCCACUGCCUCCUUGGAGGGAAGAGUCUGGGCCAGGGGACCCAGGCACCACGGUCCGGACACCUCCUGCAGGCUGCCCACGCCUGCCAGCUCGAGGCCGCUGCCUAGACCGUGGCCUGCUGACCACCACAGUGACCUUGCAGCAGCCCGUGGAACUCAAUGGGGAGGACGAGCUGGUGUUCACAGUGGUGGAGGAGCUGCCGCUGGGCAGCCUCGCCCAUCCCCGGCCCGCCAGCCUUUCCAGCUUUGGCAGUAACUGCUCCUUGCAGGCUCUGGCUUCGGGCUCCAGGCCCGUGAGCAUCAUCAGCAGUAUUAAUGACGAGUUUGAUGCGUACACCUCGCAGGCCGCCGACGGCCCUGGGGGGCACCUGGACACCUCACAGGCCGCCGAUGGCCCUGGGAGACACCCCGAUGAGGUUUGGGUUGGCAGCGACAGCAGCCACGGCUCCUCCAUCAGCUCCUGGCUCAGUGAGGUCAGCGUCUGUGUGGCCGACAGCCCUGUGCUGCAGCCCUCCUUCCGGGCCAGCCCUGACUCGAUGGCGGGGUCUGGCUUGAGGGGACCUUCCAGCCAAGAGGGCUCCCCAGAGCAGGGCAGAUCAGACAGUCCAGUCCAGGUCCCUGGAGGGGGCGAGUUGGUCCCUGAGGCCUCCAGGGAGCUGUGUGGACCACCCCCAGCGCAGACCAUCCAUUCUAGCCUUCCCCGGAAACUCAGAACUACCUCUGCCACCCGAGAGGGCGGCCCGUGCCUGGGCCAGAGCUCCCCAGAGCCUGAGGGUCUGUCCCAGGACCCAUGGCUGCUCCGUGCGGAUGAGGCUGAUGUGAUACCAGUGGCCCUCACCCUUGCCCAGGGACCCUCCUGGCCGCCUGAGGCCCAAGCGUUGCCGGCCUGUGCCCAGAGGGUGGUGGACGGGUGUGAGAUGGCCAGCAGGCCAGUCCGGCGUCCUGAGGCACGCAUCCCGCCACUGCGGAGGGGUGCCACUACACUGGGUGUGACCACGCCUGUGGCAUCCUGCGGGGACACGCUGGCCGCCUCACCCGGCAGCCUGAGGGCGGCCUCCAGCAAGAAGGGCACCUCUCCCAAGGGUGGCCCCCUCCCUCGGCCUGGUGGAAUGGUGCCCCCCACCCCUCCUGUGCGCAAGUCCAGCCUGGAGCCCAAGAGCAGCCCACCCCUGGCCCCUGCCCUGGCUGUGGGCCUAUCCCGUGCUGCCGCGGCUGCUGCCUUCCGAGGGGAAGAGGAGGCCAGGCCCCCUCCCAGGACCACGUCCAGCUUGAAGGUUCGGACUGGCAAGGCUGAGGCUGUGCACCGUCCCCCAGGGCCAGUUUUGCUCGAACGGCCAGAGGGACUGUCGCAGGUCAGCAGCAGGGUCAGAGAGGCUUCUGGACGGCCAGGCCGGGCUGUGCCCAGACUGGGGACACCGUCUGCCAGCCCCAUGCCGGGGCCUUGCAGGGGCAGUCCUGCAAAGGGUCUAGGGACCCCAAAGCCCCCGGUUGCAGGGGGCAAGGGCCGCAGCCUGGUAGCUGGUGGGGCCAGAGCUCUAAGCACCUCAGUGAGGACCCCCAGUGGCCCUGCGGUGAGCCCCAGGGCUGCUUCGAGGGUGGCACCGAAUGUGGGGGCCAAGGCCGGCCGGGGCACCGUCAUGGGCACCAAGCAGGCGCUGCGGGCUGCCCACAGCCGUGUCCAUGAGCUGGCGGCUGGCGGUGUCCCGGUCCACAGCAGCCCCUCAUGGGGUGUGGCGGACUCUGAUAGCGGCAAUGACAGCGGCGUGCAGGUUGGGGAGGAGCGUCCACCUGCGGGUCCAGCCCUGCCCUCACCCUACAGCAAGGUGACGGCCCCCAGGCGGCCCCAGCGCUACAGUAGCGGGCAUGGCAGUGACAACAGCAGUGUGCUGAGUGGGGAGCUCCCACCUGCCAUGGGCCGCACGGCCCUCUUCUACCACAGCGGGGGUAGCAGUGGCUACGAGAGCGUGAUGCGCGACAGCGAAGCCCCCGACUCCAUGAGUGAAAGCGGAGCUGCGUCCCCGGGUGCCCGCUCCCGGAGCCUCAGGUCUCCCAAGAAGAGGAGCACAGGUCUGCAGCGGCGAAGGCUGAUCCCAGCCCCGCUGCCCGACGCCACCGCCCUGGGCCGCAAACCCAGCCUUCCCGGGCAGUGGGUGGACCUGCCGCCCCCCCUGGCCGGCGCCUUGAAGGAGCCCUUUGAGAUCAAGGUGUACGAGAUUGACGAUGUACAGAGGUUGCAGCGCCACCGGGCAGCCUGUCGGGAGGAUUCCCCCGAGGGCCUGGCGAGCGCAGGCGUCCGGCUGCGGCUGGCGGAGCGCAGACUGCAGCGUCUUCGUGAGGUGCAGGCUCGGAGGGAUCGUCUGUGUGAGGAAUUGGCGGAGACCCAGGGCCGGCUGAUGGUGGAGCCGGGCCGCUGGCUGGAUCAAUUUGAGGUGGACCCGCAGUUGGAGCCUGAAUCGGUUGAGUACCUGAAGGCCUUGGAGCAGGCCACGGCGGCCCUGGAGCAAUGUGUCAACCUGUGCAAGGCGCACGUCAUGAUGGUCACCUGCUUCGAUGUCUCAGCCUCCGCCUCUGCCCCUGGGCUGCAGGAGGUGGACGUCUGA
Molecule: messenger RNA, 5373 nt
Organism: Chrysochloris asiatica (Cape golden mole)
Lineage: Eukaryota; Metazoa; Chordata; Mammalia; Afrosoricida; Chrysochloridae
Gene: KIF26A
Product: kinesin family member 26A
Exons: 15
Coding region: 1-5373 (1790 amino acids)
Biological process (GO): microtubule-based movement
Molecular function (GO): microtubule binding; ATP binding; microtubule motor activity
Source: RefSeq, a predicted model, not a curated record